Messenger RNA from Ceraceosorus guamensis, 2964 nucleotides. Its product is annotated as ARM repeat-containing protein. Gene Ontology annotation, molecular function: small GTPase binding. Gene Ontology annotation, cellular component: cytoplasm; nuclear membrane. The coding region runs from base 1 to 2964 and encodes 987 amino acids. Gene Ontology annotation, biological process: protein import into nucleus. The record is from RefSeq and is a predicted model, not a curated record. The transcript is spliced from 9 exons. NCBI's taxonomy places the organism in Eukaryota, Fungi, Basidiomycota, Exobasidiomycetes, Ceraceosorales, Ceraceosoraceae.
AUGUCGUCCAGCUCAAGCACGAGCACGGUAUUAGAGGCGCUGGAUGCGCUCUACAAGAAUCCUGAUGGCGGCGCAAAGAAUCGCGCGAACGCCUUCCUGCAAGAAUUCCAAUCUCAGAAUGAAGCGUGGGAGACGGCCAAUGCGCUACUGUUGGCCCAAGAGUUGCCUCUGGAGCCGAGACUGUUUGCUGCCCAGACUUUUCGAAGCAAGGUCAUCUACGACCUUGCGAGCCUGCCAACCGAACAGUGGGCAGGCCUUCGCGCGACGCUUCUCGACGCUCUUCAGUCGUACGUGGGCGGUGCGAGGGUGGUGCAGACCCAGCUGAGCCUGACAUUGGCUGCUCUCGCACUGCAGCUGCCAGACGGCUCAGACGCUGAAUGGGGAGACCGCGUUGUGCCUGCCAUGAUCGAGCGGUUCGGCAAGGAUCCCGCAAGCGUCGGCACCUUGCUUGAGUUCCUCACCGUCUUGCCCGAAGAAGUGACGUCGAAUGCGCGCAUUCCCGUUGAUAAUGAGCAGUACAUUGUGCGCCUGCACACCCUGCUCAAUGCACAAGCGGGAGAGGUGCUGCGCAUCUUGUCAAUGUACAUCCAAGCCGAAGGGAUCACUCCAUCUCUGCAGAUCUCGGUGCUCCAGUGCCUUCGCAGUUGGCUUAGAGCUGGCGAGAUACACACAAGCAACAUGAUCCAGACGCCCUUGUUUGCGUUUGCAUUUGAUGCCAUCAAGCAUGAGGAGCUCUUCGACAUCGCCAUAGACGUCCUUUCAGAAAUGAUCAACGAAACCCAGGAAGUUCACGAGAACAUGCCCAUCAUUGAGCUCAUCAUCUCGCGCUUGCUGCCUCUCCGGGAAGACUUGGCGCGAGCUAUGCAAAGCGAAGAUGAGGACAAGGUGCGGGGCUUGUGUCGCCUCUUCGUCGCUGCAGGCGAGACCUACAGGCUCUUGAUCCUCAAACACAAAUCAGAGUUUUUGCCAAUCGUGCAAGCCAUCGCGAGCUGCGCAGCGUUUCCCGAGGUGGAAAUUGCUCAGAUAACGUUCAGAUUCUGGUGGCUGCUCGCCACAGUUUUAGCAAAGGCUAGGGAGGCGGACCCGGAGAUCAAGCCCUUUCUGGAGAUCUUCGAAAACCUUCUCAGCAUCGUCAUCAAGCUGCUGCGCUGGCCUGAUGACGUCGAUACCGCUUCCUCGAGCAGCGUCGCGGAUCACCGAGACUUUAGACAUUUCGUGGGAGACACCCUCAAGGACUGCUGUUACGUCCUAGGAGCAACCGAGUGCUUGGGCAAAUCUCUGCAGAUGGUCGAAGCUCUCCUGGCUCAGUCUCAGCAGGCUGCUGCUGCAGGCGCUCAGGGACCCAAGUGGCAAGACAUCGAAGCGCCUUUGUUCAGUAUGCGAGCCAUGGGAAGUGAGGCCGAUAUGCGGGACAACAAUGUUACGCCUCGGAUCAUGGACAUUGUUGCUUCCUUGCCGGACCAUCCCAAGGUCAAGUACGCGGGACUUCUCGUCAUAUCUAGAUACACGGAAUGGGUAGCUGGACAUCCCGAACGAAUUCCUACCCUUCUCAGCUACAUCUCCAGCGGAUUGUCCGGAGCCCAGGUGGACGAGACUGGUGCCGCGGCUGCUCAAGCCAUCUUGUAUCUCUGUCAAGAUUGCGCACCACAUCUUGUGGCCUAUCUGCCGCAACUGUACGAAUUCUUUACGGGGCUCAACACUUCUGCGCUCCCCGCUUCGGAUCUGAUUCCGGUCACCGAGGGAAUAGCCUCUGUAGUUGCAGCAAUGCCUACCGAUGGCGCUGCGGAGACCGCGCUGCAAUUCCUGCAACCGAAUUUGGCGGCUCUUCAGCAGUUCGCUGCAGCUGGCCCUGACCAAGCAAAAGCGGCGAUCGAUCAUGCCUCUGCGCGCAUGGAGCAAAUCCAAGCCUUUCUAUCUGUGCUGUCGUCCAGCUCCGACUUUGGAAAGCAGCUACCGGCGUCGUGCUCGACGACUUGCAAUGACGCAUUCAGAAUAGUGGACAGUAUCGUUGCGCUCUACCCCAAUUCGCCCCAGCUUGCCGAGCGCUCGUGCCAGCUUUUGCGGCGCGGUAUGGCGCUCUUUGACGACCUGGCUACACCCAUCAUCCCAUCUGUUCUAGGUCGCCUGGCGCCAGCAUUCGUACAAUCUGGAAUCCCAAGCUACGCCUGGAUUAUUGGGAAAUGCAUCGAUCUAUGGAGUGACCGCGCUGAUGCCGCACUACAAAGCGCCAUGCAAUCGGCUUUCGAGCAGGUCAGCAGUAAGGUCAUACAAAUGCUAGAAACGACGCCGACACAGGAGAUGGCCGACACGCUCGACGACUACAUCUCGGCUUCUUUGCAGGUCUCGGCGCGAAAUCCGGUGCUUCUUUUUCCAACACCAAUCUUUCCGCACGCUUUCCGCGCAGCCGUCACAGCACUGACACUGCUUGAUCAGCGAGUACUCGGCACUAGUAUCGAUUUUCUUUGCGAGGUCUUGGGGCACGACAGCUUGUCACUACCGGUCAAUGAAGGACACGCCGGGGUGUCUGUGGUGCCAUACGGAGAGCCGGGAUCAAGAAGAUCUGACACCCAGCCGACCGAGCUUAAUCAUGCUAUAGCUGACAACGUCCGCAAAGUUGUGGCCAAUCAAGGUCAAGCUUUGACGAGUGUGCUGAUAAGUGGGCUUGUUGGGCACUUCCAGCCCGAUAUUCUGAGCACUGUCAUGACAGCGAUUAGAUUACUCGCCCUCGCUUUCCCACAAGAGACGAUAGGAUGGGCAGCUCAUGCGGUCGAGCCCUUGCCAAACACGACGGUGCCAAGCAAAGACAAGCACGCCUUCAUGACGAACUUCUCGAACGCGAUUGCCACGUCGUCCCCCGUCAGAACCGCACUCACAGGACUUUACGGGGCUUCGCGCAAAUCGAGGGAGCGCGCACUGGUGGACAGGGACGGCGGCGGCGGUUUCGACGUCGACCGGCCGACCUGA